UGCGCUGGAUCGGACUGUGCGGGACCAGCGGAGGAACACCCGCCGAGACCAGGACCCCUGGGCCGCGGAGAGCCGAGCUCCACCGAACGAAGUGACCGAAACUCCGCCGGACACCUGCUGCCCCUCCCGUCCCUCCCGUCCCUCCCCGGGACAUGCGGACUGAAAGACUUCACCUGGUUUAGAGGAGGAAACUUGUGGGUUCGAAUGGGAACAAAAGCACCGUCGUAGUUUGUUCGUUCGGGAGGGAAAACGAGCUGGAAAAUGUCUGUGUACGAGCUGUACACGAAGUUCACUCGGGUCUGGAUCCCGGAUCCUGAGGAUGUGUGGAAGGCUGCGGAGAUCAUCAGAGAUUUCAAAGAAGGAGAGUCGCUUCUUCACCUCAAACUGGAGGAUGAGACGCCUCUGGAGUAUCCCGUCGGUCCGAAGAGUAACCCUCUUCCCUUCCUCCGUAACCCCGACAUCCUGGUGGGGGAGAAUGACCUCACUGCUCUCAGUUACCUGCACGAACCUGCAGUCCUGCACAACCUCAAAGUCCGCUUCCUGGAGUCCAACAACAUCUACACAUACUGCGGGAUCGUACUGGUGGCCAUCAACCCGUACGAGCAGCUGCAGAUUUACGGAGAGGAGGUCAUCAACGCCUACAGCGGGCAGAACAUGGGCGACAUGGACCCUCAUAUAUUUGCUGUCGCUGAAGAAGCUUACAAGCAGAUGGCCAGAGAUGAGAGGAAUCAGUCCAUCAUCGUGAGCGGAGAAUCGGGAGCAGGAAAGACGGUUUCUGCAAAGUACGCCAUGCGUUUCUUUGCCACGGUGGGAGGUUCAUCUACCGAGACUAAUGUGGAGGAGAAAGUCCUGGCCUCCAGUCCCAUCAUGGAGGCUAUAGGAAACGCAAAAACCACACGAAAUGACAACAGCAGUCGCUUUGGAAAGUACAUUCAGAUCGGUUUCAGCCGCCACUACCACAUCAUCGGAGCCAACAUGCGGACGUACCUGCUGGAGAAGUCCCGGGUUGUUUUUCAGGCUGAAGAUGAGAGAAAUUAUCACAUCUUCUAUCAGCUCUGUGCCUCUGCCAGUUUACCAGAGCUCAGGGACCUCAGCCUCACCAGUGCAGAAGACUUCACCUACACAUCUUUAGGGGAGAACAUCUUCAUCGAGGGCGUGAACGAUGCUGAGGACUUCAAAAAGACCAGAGAGGCCUUCACACUGCUGGGAAUAAAGGACAGCAGCCAGAGCAACAUUUUCAAAAUAAUGGCCUCCAUUCUUCAUCUGGGGAACGUAGCGAUCUGCCCAGAGAGAGACGGAGAGUCCUGUCACAUCUCAAGGGACGACCUCCACCUGAAGCACUUCUGCAGACUGCUGGGCCUGGAGCUGCAGCAGAUGGAGCACUGGCUCUGUCACAGGAAGUUGGUCACUGCCUCAGAGACGUAUGUGAAGACUAUGUCCAGCAAACAGGCGGCCAACGCCCGGGACGCUCUCGCCAAACACAUCUACGCACGCAUGUUUGACUGGAUCGUGGAGCACAUUAACAUGGCCCUGCAGACGUCCUCCAAACAGCACUCCUUCAUCGGGGUCCUGGACAUCUACGGGUUUGAGACGUUCGAGGUGAACAGUUUUGAGCAGUUCUGCAUCAACUACGCCAACGAGAAACUUCAGCAGCAGUUCAACUCGCAUGUGUUUAAGUUGGAGCAGGAGGAGUACAUGAAGGAGCAGAUCCCCUGGACUCUGAUAGACUUCUAUGACAAUCAGCCCUGUAUCGACCUGAUCGAGGCUCGACUCGGCGUCCUGGACCUGCUGGAUGAAGAGUGUAAAGUGCCGAAGGGAACGGAUCAGAACUGGGCCCAGAAGCUCUACAAACAGCACUCCAGCAGCGCUCACUUCCAGAAACCUCGGAUGUCCAACACCUCCUUCAUCAUCAUACACUUCGCUGAUAAGUUUCAGCUCGUAGCAGAUCUGUUUCACGAGAAAGACGACGCGCCCCCCUCGAAGACAUCCAGAGUGAACGUCCGAGCAGCAAAGUCGACUCCCAAAGCUCCCAACAAAGAGCACAGGAAGACUGUGGGGCACCAGUUCCGCAGUUCCCUCCAUCUUCUCAUGGAGACUCUGAACGCCACAACUCCUCACUACGUUCGCUGCAUCAAACCCAACGACUACAAGGAGGCCUUCUCGUUCGACUCGAGGCGAGCCGUGCAGCAGCUCAGAGCCUGCGGGGUUCUGGAGACGAUCCGGAUCAGUGCAGCCGGAUACCCAUCCAGGUGGACGUACCCAGACUUCUUCAGCAGGUAUCGAGUAUUGAUGCAGAAAUCCGACAUGAUGUCGGCAGACAAGAAGCUGGUGUGUAAGAACCUGCUGGAGAUUCUGAUUAAGGAGCCGGACAUGUUCCAGUUUGGUCGGACUAAGAUCUUCUUCCGAGCGGGGCAGGUAGCGUACCUGGAGAAGCUGCGGGCUGAUAAGUUCCGCGCGGCCUGCAUCAAGAUCCAGAAGACGGUGCGAGGCUGGCUGCAGAGAGUUCGGUACCGCAAGAUCCGCAAGUCUGCCGUCACCCUGCAGAGAUAUGGCCGAGGAUACCUGGCCCGCAGAUACGCCGAGUACCUGCGUCUGACUCGAGCGGCGCUCCUCUGUCAGAAACAGUAUCGUAUGGUGAGAGUGAGACGGGCCUAUCUGAGAGUGAGACAGGCUGUCGUCACCAUCCAGGCCUACACCAGGGGGAUGUUCACCCGCAGGAUUUACUGGGAGUUCCUCCUGCACCACAAGGCCAUGAUCAUCCAGAAGAGCGUCCGCAGCUGGCUGCAGAGGAAGAAGUUCAGACGGGCGCGUAACGCCGCCGUCGUCAUCCAGUGUGCGUACAGACGCAUGCGCGCUAAACGACAACUCAAGCAGCUGAAGAUCGAAGCGCGGUCCGCCGAACAUCUGAAGAAACUCAACACGGGCAUGGAGAACAAGAUCGUCCAGCUGCAGAGGAAGAUGGACGAUCAGUCCAAAGAGUACAAAGCUCACAAUGAGCAGCUGCUGAUGGCGAAUUCCAGUCUCGGCUCAGAGGUGAACAAACUGCAGAAGGAGCUGGAGCAGAUCCGGGGUCAGCAGGGAGAGGGAGGUCAGCUGACGUCACUGCAGGACGAGCUGGAGAGGCUGAGGGAGGAGCUGCAGGAGGCGUACGCAGAGAGGAAGAGGCUGGAGGAGGAGCACAGCACCGAGAAACUGGGCCUCAAACAGAGGGUGAAGGAGCUGGAGAGAGAAAACUCUCUGCUGAAGAGUGAGAAGGAAGAAAUGAACCAAAGGAUUCUUCAGCAAUCAAAGAGCGCCGCAGAGGACAGCAGUGUGUCCCAGAGGGAAGGGACUCUGCAGACCGAGCUGGACGGAGAGAGGCAGCGAUACCAGAAUCUGCUCAGAGAGUUCUCCAGACUGGAGCAGCGAUGCGACAACCUGAAGGAGGAGCUGUCUCUGACCAAGUUCCACCCCGGCCACCGCAGGAACCCGUCCAAUCAGAGCAGCCUGGAGUCGGACUCCAACUACCCGUCCGUCUCCACCUCAGAGGUCGGAGACACCGAGGACUCCGUUCAGCUGGUGGAGGAGAUGGGGGUGGAGAGGGCUGCGAUGGACAUCAGUCUGUUCAUGAAGCUGCAGAAACGGGUCAGAGAGCUGGAGCAGGAGCGGAAGAGACUGCAGAUCAGCGUGGACAAGAUGGAGGAGCUCGCCAGGCGCAGGGGCGCGGAGGCGAAGAGUCCCACCUCUGAGCAGGAAACUGCAGAUCUGGCCUACAACAGCCUCAAGAGACAGGAGCUGGAAUCAGAGAACAAGAAACUGAAGAAUGACCUGAACGAGCUGAGGAAGACCAUCGCUGAGCGCGCGUCUCAAAACAGCUCGUCCAAUGAGCUGCAGGACAGCUACAACCUGCUGAUCAGUCAGCUGAAAGCAGCCAAUGAGGAGCUGGACGCCCGCAAGGAGGAGGUCCUGAUCCUCAGGACCCAGAUAGUCAGCACCGCCCAGCUACAGGAGAAGAACGAACACAUACAGGAGAGCAAGAAAAUUCCUGAGCUGAACAACAGCAAAGAACCGGUGGACAAAGAGGAGGCUCUCGAAGCCUAUCACGGCCUGUGUGAGUCCAAAAGGCUGCUAGAGGCCCAGCUGCAGUCUCAGUCCAGGCAGCACAAAGAUGAACUGGAAGCUCUUAACACUCAGAUCGAGCUGCUGAAGGCUGACAUCGAGAAGAAGCAGGAGAUACUCAACCACACCAUGUCUCUGUCUCCUGAGGCUCAGGUGGAGUACAGCGUCCAGCAGGAGAUCACACGGCUCACCAACGACAACCUGGACCUCAAGGAGCUGGUGGAGAAACUGGAGAAGAAUGAGAGGAAGCUGAAGAAGCAGCUCAGGAUCUACAUGAAGAAAGUCCAGGAGUUAGAAGCCUCUCAGGCUGCAGGUCUGACCAGCAGGUCCAAACCCGAACUGAGUCGCCAGGUGACCGUCCAGAGGAAAGAGAAAGACUUUGAGGGGAUGUUGGAAUACUACAAGGACGAUGAAGCCCUGCUGGUCAAGACUCUGAUCACUGACUUCAAGCCCAACACGGUGACGGCCACUGUCCCCUGCCUGCCAGCAUAUAUUCUCUUCAUGUGCAUCCGCCACGCCGACUACAUCAACGACGACCAGAAGGUGGAGUCUCUGCUCACCUCCACCAUCAACGGCAUCAAGAAGGUGCUCAAGAAGAACAACGAUGACUUCGAGGUGACGUCCUUCUGGCUGGCCAACUCCAGCCGCCUGCUUCACUGUCUGAAGCAGUACAGCGGAGACGAGGUGUUUAUGACUCAGAACACAGCCAAACAGAACGAACACUGUCUGAAGAACUUCGACCUGGCAGAGUACAGACAGGUGCUGAGUGACCUCUCCAUCCAGAUCUACCAGCAGCUCAUUAAAGUGGCAGAAGGCAUCAUACAGCCCAUGAUCGUGUCAGCCAUGUUGGAGAGCGAGAGCAUCCCCAGCCUGGCGGGCGUGAAGCCGAUGGGCUACAGGAACCGUUCGUCCAGCAUGGACACCGACGGCGGCGGCCCCAGCAGCUACACUCUGGAGGCCCUGAUCAGACAGCUGGGACAGUUUCACGGCAUCAUGAGGGACCAAGGUCUGGACCCUGAGAUCGUGGGUCAGGUGGUCCGACAGCUCUUCCACUGCGUCAACGCCGUCACCCUCAACAACCUGCUGCUGCGCAAAGACGUCUGCUCCUGGAGCAACGGCAUGCAGCUCAGGUACAACACCAGUCAGAUGGAGGAGUGGCUGAGAGGAAACAACUUGUAUCAGAGUAAAGCUGCCGCCACCCUGGAGCCGAUCAUUCAGGCCGCCCAGCUGCUGCAGGUCAAGAAGAAGACGUCUCAGGACGCCGAGGCCAUCUGCUCGCUCUGCACCGCCCUCAACACGCAACAGAUUGUGAAAAUCCUGAACCUCUACACGCCGCUGAACGAGUUUGAGGAGAGAGUCACCGUGUCCUUCAUCAGAAACAUUCAGAAUCGUCUUCAGGAGAGAAACGAUCCUCCUCAGCUUCUGGUGGACACCAAGCACACCUUCCCCGUCCUCUUCCCGUACACCCCCUCCGCCCUCAGCCUGGAGACGCUGCACAUCCCCGCCUCCCUCGGCCUGGACUUCCUCAUCAGAGUCUGACGUCUCUAAAAGACCCGUAACGGACCUGCUCUGACGCCCAACGCCGAGUAAACUGGCUACGGACAGACAGACUCAUUUCUCACCGUCCUGCUCUCAAGUACGUUUGUCCGCUCGCGACUAUUUCGAGUUCAUUUCGCUUUUGUCAGCAUCUGCGGCCGCGCUGUCGUCCCGAGCGGACCGACUGCAACACCCGUUGACCGUGUGUUGAGGAUCAGAUCCACCACGAGGGCUCGUCUGUCCUCAGAGUCCAGCUUCACGGGGCCACUAUUCUUCUUCUGCCGUCGCACGCCGUACGAGAUGGAGGGGCAGGUUCUGAUGUGAGAGACGGAAGCCGACAGGAGGAACAGCAAAGUGUCCGAGAGGAUGAAGAAGGUCAGGGAGAAAUUAGACUCCGCGGUUGUGACAAAUACGUGUUUCAGGAGCCGCGAAUCCAACCCAGGUUCCCGUUCUAUGUAGGAAUCUGAAUAAACGAUGAUCUCAGCUGUGCUCUUCCAACCCACGAACAAACGUCACCCUGCCUGAACAAAUGUCAGUAAAUCGCCCAGUCGGUAACAUUUGCCUUGAGAUAAUUCCUGCGUGAAUAAUUCUUGUUGUUGUAUUUGUUCACUGAUGCAGGAAUCACCUGACACGCCUGUCGAUUCGCAUGUUGUGUUUAGGUGUCGGUGGGGAAAGAAAGACGUCUGGCGCUUCAGUGCGUCCGUGUCGACCUUCCACGUAGGACCGAGUCUUUCUUCCUCUCCUGACUUUAUAUUGGAUACGUUGACAGAGAAGAUAGUAGUUUCGUUGGGGCUUCAUAUUCGGCUAAUCCACCUUCAGUGACUUCACGGUCUCUGUCCCGACGAAACUUUUUGUUUGACACCGUACAAGCACUGUUUUGCAUUUGAACCCAUAUUAUAGGUGCGCAGCUUUAAAUAAGUGACGGAGUUUUGUGUCGGCGACGGAACCUAAGCUCCUCCCGGUAGACGAGGAGCGACAGGCCGGCUACAGCUCGUUGCGCGACGAGGCCUGAUGGUCAGAGGCCGGAGGCACUAAAAUCCCUCUGCUGACCACGUCUCACAGAGAUUUACGUACAACGCAGAUAUUUAUUCAAGUCGGGGGCUUUUGAUUCUGGGUAGAAAAACGCAUCGGUGAUCACCAUAACAUGACGACAAGUUGUCGUGCACAUUUCUGAAUGUUAGUUUUUAUCAGUGGCUCAUGAAACACGUCUGUCACAACUUCAGAGACUAACCUCUGUCCACAGGGAAGACGUUUGGACGAAGGUCUGGGAACUAGAGGAGGGGUCCAGUUCUUUGUGACGGGUGUAACAGCACGUUAUUAAUUAAGGACCAGGUUGGAGAAUGUUUCUGGGUUUCUGCUGCCUUCCUCCCGUACAGUUUUAAAACACGAAUCAGAAGUAAUCAAUCCUUUUCGCUUUUUGAUUUUCCUUUUGCCUUUUUCGGUUCAGAGUGAUCAGAUCUGUAUUUGUAAUCACCCGGAUGCGUACAGAGCAUUUUUGCUUUGUCCAGCGGGGAGUUGUGUUCGUACACAGAUAGAGAUCCGCAGUCUUGUGCUUUCGUUUCGGUUGAACGUUCUUAUCUGUGUUAUACUUCUGUGGAAAAUCCCUUUACGCUGCCUUUUCUAUUCUUCCAGCUCAUUUAGAGAAUUGUUUUUUCUGUGUGAUAUGUACAAUCGUGUGGUGACACUAAUUAAUGACUAAAAUACCGAAUACACUCAUCUAACAUUCAGACCUGUGUACUCUGCUGCUCCCUGCUGUCAGACAACAGACUAGAGUUUGCUGCCAUUAAUUGGCACAUCACUACAUCCGUCUGGAUUCAACUGGCCGCGUUCCUGAUGGGACUUCCUGCUGUGCCAUUAUGGGACGAUCAUUUGCAUCGUAGAGGAAACUAAUUAGAACACAUACAAACUGUUGCCAUACAUCUUUUUAUGAAGUGUAACUAAUACAGAUGCAGUAGAAGUACUUGAGAUUGAUAUUUGAAGAGCUUCAUUACAAAGUGUUGUAUCUUUUUUUGUGAAAAAUAUUAAAAAUGGGAGUUUAAUAAUCGGAGCGGUCAUGACACAACUAACUGCUGAAAUAUAUUUUUUCACAAGAUCAAAAUCCCUGCUCGCUUUAGGGGCUGUCUACAUCUGAAUGGACUUGAACUCCAGGAAAACUGUGUAAUGUAGUUUCUUCAGAUAAUGAAACACUCAUGUAAAUGUUUGAAUCUCAAUGAAUGAAGCACAAAGUAAUUUACUGUACUUCAAUUUUGGAAAUGAAGUAACUAUGACUCAAAUAUAAAUGUUUUGUUGUUGAUGAUUUGUUGGUUUGAUGUUCUACAUC
This is a messenger RNA of Xiphias gladius (swordfish), 7954 nucleotides long. RefSeq names its product myosin VB (gene myo5b). The record is from RefSeq and is a predicted model, not a curated record. The transcript is spliced from 38 exons. Gene Ontology annotation, biological process: actin filament organization; vesicle transport along actin filament. Gene Ontology annotation, cellular component: actin cytoskeleton; cytoplasm; myosin complex. Lineage: Eukaryota; Metazoa; Chordata; Actinopteri; Istiophoriformes; Xiphiidae. Gene Ontology annotation, molecular function: ATP binding; actin filament binding; microfilament motor activity. Bases 262 to 5637 code for a protein of 1791 amino acids.